Pogonomyrmex barbatus (red harvester ant) is the source of this 1808-nucleotide messenger RNA. Its product is annotated as maltase 1-like. The record is from RefSeq and is a predicted model, not a curated record. NCBI's taxonomy places the organism in Eukaryota, Metazoa, Arthropoda, Insecta, Hymenoptera, Formicidae. Gene Ontology annotation, biological process: carbohydrate metabolic process.
UAAUAUAUAUAGAAACAAUUUCGAAAUUGAUCCAAACGGCAUCAUGUCGUCUAUAACACGCUUGUGCGUAUUCUUGCUUUUUGCGAGUAGUUGUUUUGCUAAGAUUCAUAAUAAGAAGUGGUGGAAUAAUACUGUUUUUUAUCAAAUUUAUCCUAGAAGUUUAUAUGAUUCGGAUGCUGAUGGAAUAGGCGAUCUGAAGGGAAUAACUUCAAAGUUGGAUUAUAUCGCAGAAAGUGGCAUCAAUGCGAUUUGGUUAUCGCCGAUAUACUCGAGUCCCAUGGUUGAUUUUGGAUAUGACAUAUCUAAUUUUCUAGAAAUUGAUCCAACUUUUGGCUCAUUGGAAGACUUCAAAGCUCUUCUGGCGCGCGCUAAAGAACUUGGUUUAAAAGUGGUUCUUGAUCUUGUGCCGAAUCAUACAUCCGACAAGCAUAUAUGGUUCCAAAAGGCUCUUGAAGGUAAUAGGAAAUAUAAGAAUUACUAUAUAUGGGCAGAUGGCAAAAAUAAAGAUGGUCAAACGCCACCUAACAAUUGGAUCAGCGUAUUUAGUGAUUCCGCGUGGACUUACGUUGAGUCACAGAAACAAUGGUAUCUUCAUCAGUUUGAUUACAGACAGCCUGAUCUAAAUUUCCGUAAUCCUCUAGUAAGAGCAGAGAUGCUAAAAGUCUUGAAAUUUUGGUUGGAUUUGGGUAUAGACGGAUUCCGUGUUGAUUCCACACCAUUUAUUUAUGAAGAUAUAUUUUUACGGGAUGAACCUAGAAGUUACGUGGACGGUGCUACGUCGCGAGAUUAUACAUAUUUGGACCACAUUUAUACUACGGAUCUAAUCGAAACAUACAAGUUGUUUGGAGAAUGGCGAAAAUUUAUCGAUUUAUAUGCCUUUACGCAUAAUCAGGAUCAGAAGUUAUUAGUAAUGGAGGCGUAUACGAAUUUGGAACACACUAUACAAUAUUAUGAUUACGAUGUGCUGCCAUUCAAUUUUAACUUCAUCAUAAAUGUAAAUGCGCAAUCGUCCGCUCAAGACUUUAAACGAGAAAUAGAUGCAUGGAUGAAUUUAAUGCCAAGUGGUGAAAUUGCUAAUUGGGUUUUGGGAAAUCACGAUAAUCCGCGCGUUGCCUCUCGUUUUCCCGAUAGAUUGGAUCAAAUGACUAUGUUGUCUAUGAUUUUACCGGGUAUGGCAGUGACAUAUAAUGGUGAUGAAAUCGGCAUGGUGGAUAAGAGAGACAUAUCUUGGAGUGAUACGAAGGAUCCUCAAGCAUGUAACGCGGGCCAAGCGCAAUAUAUGAAUGUGUCCCGUGAUCCAGAACGCACGCCAUUCCAAUGGGAUGCGACGCGAAAUGCAGGUUUUAGCACAGCGAACACGACAUGGCUUCCAGUAAAUCAGAAUUAUAAGAAAUUAAAUUUGGCGAAGCAGAUGACAGCGACUAAAUCGCAUUACAAGAUUUACAAAAGUUUAGCUCUCAUGCACCGUACGGAACCAGCUCUUACCCAAGGAAGUUAUAAAUCGAUCACAACGAAUAAUGAUACUGUUUUGAAUAUUAUUCGAAACAAUGGUUAUGGUCGCGUCGUGGUGCUUUCAAUUAACUUUGACGACAAUGAAAAGCAAGUUGUAAAUUUGUCACAAGAAGAACUUCCGUCGAAAUUGAUCGUCAAAGUUGCCAGUUUGAAUUCUAAAGUAAAACUUGGGAAACUAGUUGACGUGGACAAGAUAUCUCUACCUGCAAAAGCUGCUGUAGUAUAUACGACUAUAUAAAUACAUUAUUCUCGAAUUAUUUAUAUUAAAAAAUUUAGUUAAUUGCAUUUGUGAAUUA